Messenger RNA from Dermatophagoides pteronyssinus (European house dust mite), 4274 nucleotides. RefSeq names its product Insulator su(Hw) mRNA adaptor (gene Isha). The record is from RefSeq and is a predicted model, not a curated record. Gene Ontology annotation, cellular component: nucleus. NCBI's taxonomy places the organism in Eukaryota, Metazoa, Arthropoda, Arachnida, Sarcoptiformes, Pyroglyphidae. Gene Ontology annotation, molecular function: RNA binding.
AUCGAUCAAUUUGUUCGAAAUCAUCAUUCGAACCAUUUUUUGUUUCAUUGAUCGUUGUUUGUUUAUUUAUUAUUCUCCAUAAUAAAAUUAUUAUGGAGAUAAUACAACGAUUCAAUGCAUCAUUAUCAUCAUUAUAUGAUGAUAAAUUACCAGUGUCAAAGGCAAAAAUAUCUGAAAUAACUAAAACAGCAAUCAAUGGUAUACGUGUUUAUAAACAUAUUGUACAAUCAGUUGAACGUUUUAUACAUAAAUGUCGUCCGGAAUAUAAAUUACCAGCAUUAUAUGUUAUUGAUUCGAUUGUAAGACAUUCACAACAUGAAUUUAAAAAUUCAAAAGAACGUGAUCUUUAUGGACAAAGAUUUAAUAGAAAUUUACAGCAAACAUUUCAACAAUUAUUCUCUACAUGCCUUCCCGAGGAUAAGCCAAAAAUUGUACGGGUUCUGAAUCUAUGGCAAAAAAAUAAUGUAUUUUCACCCGAUGUGAUACAACCAUUAUUGGAUUUAGCUAAUCCAACCAAUACAUUAAUGAUACAGAAUUCAAAUCUAUUGAUGACAAAUGAUAUUAUCAAUGAUUCAUCCAAUGUUUAUUUGGGACAUCAACAACAACAACAACAACAUGCAUCAUCGACAACAACAACAACUACAUCAUCAUCAUCAUCAUCUCAUCAACAGCAACAACAUAGAUUACAUAAAAGAUUUUCAAAUAAUAUUGAUUUAUCAUCACCAUCGAUUAAAAUCAAUGAUGAUGGUCAAGAUUUGCAAAAAAAUCAAUCAUCAGAUUCGAUUAAUAAUAAUAAUAAUAAAGUAUCAUAUGAUCGAAUGUUUUCAGAAGCAUCAGCUGCAUUUAAUGCUAUUAGAAAAUUUACAGAUAAAUUUGAAAAUCAAACAUCAUCAACAGUGACAACAACAACAACGGCAACAGCAAAUUCGAAUAAUGCUGAUCAAGCUUUAGCAUCACAAUUACAACAAUUAGCAUCAUGUUUAUCGAAACAACUUCAACAAGAAAAUCCAACAUUUAAUAAUAAUGUUGAUGGUUCACGUGGAAGAUGUUUUGAUGUUGAUCGGGAAAUUUUGGAUUUAAAUGAUGACGAUGAUGAUGAUGAUGAUAUUUCAACACCAACUGAAGCUGAACCACCAUAUCCAAAACCAUCAAAAUUAUCAAAAAAAUUAAUUACAAAUGAAAAAACAUUGGAUACAUUUGCAGGUUUGAUGCAAAUUUUACGUCAACAACAACAAUCGAUACAAACAACAAACAAAACAUCAUCAUCAUCAUUAGUUGAUGAAUCUAUUACCGGUAAUAAUGGUGAUUUAAUUCAACAUGGUGAUCAUUAUCAACAUCAUCAUUAUGAUAAUGAUGAUGAUGAUGGUAAUUCUUCAGCACAAGAUACAAUAUUGCAAAAAUUUUUCAAAUCAUCUGCAGUUACAUCAGCUUCAGCUGUUGCAGCUCAAACGCAACAACAACAACAAUCAGGAGGAUCAAAUUCAUCGUUGCUUUUACAGAAUCAUCAUGUUCAUAAUUCAGAUUUAUUUGAUUCUUAUCAUUGCCAAAAUCAAUCAUCUAUUGAUCAUACGGGUGAACAAUCUUUGACAGCUAACAAUAACAACAGUAGUUUGAUACAACUUAAUGAAAAUCAACAAUCAUCGAUAACAAAUUCAUCGAAUAAUGAUUUUCAACAACAACAACAAUCGUCGAUUACAAAACUUCGUUCAUCAUAUCGUUCAUCACGAUCACCAUCGAAUGAUGUUUCGGGUAAAAAUGAUCGCCAUAAUAAAGAUCGUCAUCAUUCAUCAUCAUCAUCAAGAUAUCGUCGUUCAUCAUCACGUGAUGAUCAUCAUCAUCAUCGUCAUCAUCAACAACAACAUCGUCGUGAAAGACAUCGUUCACGUGAACAAAGUCGUUCAUCAAAUCAUCGACGAUCAUCACGUUCACGUAGUUCAAGCUUAUCACGUGAUGAUCGUGAAGAACGUGAACGACAACGAGAAAAACGUCGUAAAGGUUAUCCACCAUGUCGUAAAGAUCGUAUGACUAUUUGUAGUACAACAUUAUGGAUUGGUCAUCUUCCUAAACGAACAACUUCGGAAAGUGAACUAAAUGAUCUGUUUGGUGAAUUUGGUGUCAUACAAAGUAUAGAUUUGAUUCCAUCACGUGGUUGUGCAUUUGUUUGUAUGGAUCGACGACAAGAUGCAUAUAAAGCAUUUUCGAAAAUAAAAUCACAAUCAAAAAUUUUAAAUUCCAAUCAAGUCAAAAUUACCUGGGCACCUGGCAAAGGAAUCAAAAAUAAAGAAUAUAAAGAUUAUUGGGAAUCUGAUAUUGGCUGUUCAUUUAUACCGCAUAAAAUUUUAUUAGAACAACAAGAUGAUAUUGAUUUAGAUCUAUUAGAAGAAGGUGGUAUGGUUGAUGAAGAUUCGAUACCGGACCGAUUAAAAGAAUUACGACGAUUAAAACGUCAAGAGAAAAAAGAGAAAGAACUUCUUUUAAAACAACAACAGCAACAAAUGCAAGCUGCUGCUGCUGUGGCUGCAACUUCAACAAAUGCAGCAGCUGUAAUUGCCGGAACUGUUGCAGUGAAUCCUUUGAUUCCAUUUCCUGCCUCUGGUUAUGUUGCUGCACCACCACCACCACCUAUUCCACCACCUUUACCAUUAAUGACACCUCCUACAUCAACAUCGUUUAAAACGAAUCCUCCUCCGUUGCCACCGCUACCACCACCUUUACCAUUAAUGACACCUCCUACUUCAACAUCAUUUCAAACAAAUCUUCCUCAUCCAGUUCCUGUUUCACUUAAUCAUUCGAUUCCGAUGCCAGUUCCACCACCACCGAUGCCAGGUACCCUAUUAGGAUCAUCUGGUCCCUUUCCGCCAAACGUUCCACCACCACCACCACCAUUAAAUCAUCCUAAUAUGUUACCGCCAACAAAUCCAUUGCAUAUUUCGGGAAUUCCAAGCGGCGUUCAGCCACCAAAUUUUCCUGGCGUUAAUCCUUGGAUUCAUAGAAAUUUUCCACCAUUAUCACAGAUUCCACAGCCACCAAACGUAUUAACAAAUUUGAAUCAUGUUGUACGACCAUCAAUGCAUUUAAAUCAUCAAUCACCAGUCCGACCACCAUCAUCAUUUUGUAUAAACGAAACUUAUGAUAACAAGCCAAUUUUUUUGGAUGAAAAGAAAUUUGAAAAUUCUUCUUCUUCUUCUUCGUCAAAUCUACAAACAACACAAAUAGAAAUACAAAAUUAUAAAAAUGAAAAUAUUGAUGAUAAUAAUACUAAUCAUAGUUUAAAUGAAAGUGAAAAUUCUUCUACAAAAAAUUCCAUUAAUAAUAAUAAUAAUGGUGAUGAUGACCAUGGUGACCAUGUCAAUGAUUCUUAUCAGGAUAAUAAUGCCGAUGAAAAUAUGUCCAAUCAUUCAUUCGGUUCGGAUAAUGUAAUAAACAACAAUAUUCAACAUCAACAACAACAACAAAAUCGAAUGAUUCAUAAACGGAAUUUUAAUCAACCAAGAUUCCCUUCACAAAAUUCUCCAAUGCAGAAUGAUCAUUUUCAUCCAUUUUCUUUGCCACCAGAUGGACAUAGAUAUCCACAUCCGCCACCACCACCACCACCACAACAACAACAUCUUCCUAUUAUAGAAGCACCUCCAAUGAUAAAUAAUCAUCGUUAUGCAUCUUCACCUCCUCCGCAUCAUCAACGGCCAAUCAUGUUUGAUAAUAUGGAUUUUUCUCCAAAUUGUCCUCCGCAAAUGCCGCCACCACCACUUUCUCAUCAACAUCAACCUCCUCCUCCAAUUUCUUCGGGUGGUGGUCCUCAUUAUCCUCGAUUUGCACCACCACAGCAACUACCGCCACCUCAUUUUGGAAAUCGUUAUCCACCACCACCUGGUGGCGGUCCAAUGUUUGAUGGUCCUCCGCCAAUGGGACUUCAUCAUCCACCACCACCAGGCCAAGGACCAAGAUUCAAUAAUGGACCGCGAGGACAAUUUCCACCACCACCAAUGAAUCAUCAUCUAAAUCAUAGAGGACAGUUUCCACCACCACCACCAAAUUCGAAUUUCUGUUCUGGUCCUCCACCAAGAAUGCCGCCACCACCAAUGCAUCAAGGACCUAGAGAAUUUUGGCAUCCAGGAAUGGCCGAUGAACAUAUGAUGAUGCCACCGCAUCCAUCGAACAACAACAAUAAUAAUCAUAAUCAAUGGCAUCAUCAUCGAAAUUUUCGAAACAACAACAAUAAUAAUAAUUCUAGGUUUCAACAAAGAAAUCAAAGAUUAACAAAUUUUUUUUCAUAA